This is a messenger RNA of Emys orbicularis (European pond turtle), 3862 nucleotides long. RefSeq names its product leucine rich repeats and immunoglobulin like domains 3 (gene LRIG3). The record is from RefSeq and is a predicted model, not a curated record. Lineage: Eukaryota; Metazoa; Chordata; Testudines; Emydidae. The transcript is spliced from 19 exons. The coding region runs from base 1 to 3345 and encodes 1114 amino acids. Gene Ontology annotation, molecular function: protein binding.
AUGAGCUGCCCGCUCCGCGCUGCCCCAGCCGCCGCGCUGGGCUUGCUGCUGCUGCUGCUCGGCCGCCUGGCGGGGCGCUCGGCCGCCGGAGGCCCCGGCUCCCCCUGGUGCCCGGCUCCGUGCCGCUGCUUCGGGGACCUGCUGGACUGCAGCCGCCUGAAGCUGAGCCGGGUGCCCGAGCGGCUCCCGAAAGGGGUGGUGCAGCUGGACUUAAGUCACAACAGAUUAUCUUCAAUCAAGGCCAGUUCCUUGAGUCACCUUCAUAGUCUUCGAGAAAUAAAACUGAACAAUAAUGAAUUGGAGACCAUACCUAAUCUGGGACCAGUCUCUGCAAAUAUUACUCUUCUGUCCUUGACCAGUAACAAGAUUGGGGGCAUCUUGCCUGAACAUCUGAAACCAUUUCAGUCUCUAGAGACUUUGGACCUGAGCAACAAUAAUAUUUCAGAGUUGAAAACUGCAUCAUUUCCUUCUUUGCAGCUCAAGUAUCUGUACAUUAACAGUAAUCGAAUAACCUCCAUGGAGCCAGGUGCCUUUGACAGUUUGUCUAGCACACUUCAAGUAUUGAAACUGAACAGAAACAAAAUUUCAGCCAUCCCUCAAAAGAUGUUUAAACUGUCCCAUCUGCAGCACCUGGAGCUGAAUCGCAACAAAAUAAAAAAAAUAGAUGGGCUUACUUUCCAAGGACUUACUGCUUUGAAAUCACUAAAAAUGCAACGAAAUGGAGUAAAUAGACUCAUGGAUGGAGCUUUCUGGGGACUAACCAACAUGGAAGUCUUGCAGCUGGACCAUAACAACCUAACAGAGAUUACCAAAGGCUGGCUUUAUGGCUUGCUGAUGUUGCAGCAGCUCCAUCUCAGCCAAAACGCCAUCAGCAGGAUCAGCCCCGAUGCCUGGGAAUUUUGCCAGAAACUCAGCGAGCUAGAUUUAACAUUUAAUCACUUAGCAAGAUUGGAUGAUUCAAGCUUCGUUGGUUUAAGCCUACUAGUUGGACUGUAUAUUGGGAACAACAAAGUAAACUACAUUGCUGAUUGUGCCUUCCGGGGACUUUCCAGUUUAAAGACUUUGGAUCUGAAGAACAAUGAAAUCUCAUGGACUAUUGAAGAUAUGAAUGGUGCAUUCUCUGGACUUGACAAACUUAGAAUGCUGAUACUCCAAGGAAACAGGAUUAGGUCCAUUACAAAGAAAGCAUUUUCUGGUUUGGAUGCACUUGAACACCUAGAUCUAAGUAACAAUGCAAUCAUGUCAGUGCAAGGAAAUGCAUUUUCACAAAUGAAGAAACUUGAAGAAUUGCACUUAAAUACAUCAAGUCUUUUGUGUGACUGCCAGCUAAAAUGGCUACCACAGUGGGUAUCAGAAAACAACUUUCAGAACUUUGUGAAUGCCAGUUGUGCCCAUCCUCCGCUGCUAAAAGGCAGAAGUAUCUUUGCUGUUAGCCCAGAUGAGUUUGUGUGUGAUGAUUUUCCUAAACCACAGAUCACUGUCCAGCCAGAAACCCAGUCAGCAAUCAAAGGCUCCAAUUUGAGUUUUAUAUGUUCAGCAGCCAGCAGCAGUGACUCCCCUAUGACGUUUGCAUGGAAAAAGGACAAUGAAUUACUGCAUGAUGCUGAAAUGGAGAAUUAUGCACAUCUCCGGGCACAGGGUGGUGAAGUGAUGGAAUACACUACCAUACUUCGGCUACGCAAUGUUGAAUUCAGCAAUGAAGGAAAAUACCAGUGUGUUAUUUCAAAUCACUUUGGUUCAUCCUACUCUGUCAAAGCCAAACUUACAGUUAACAUGCUGCCUUCAUUUACAAAGAUGCCCAUGGACCUAACCAUUCGUGCUGGGGCAACGGCACGAUUAGAAUGUGCUGCAGUUGGUCAUCCAGUACCGCAGAUUGCUUGGCAGAAAGAUGGUGGCACAGAUUUUCCUGCAGCACGCAAGAGACGUAUGCAUGUCAUGCCCGAGGAUGAUGUAUUCUUUAUUGUUGAUGUAAAAAUUGAGGACACUGGAGUUUAUAGCUGUACAGCUCAAAACACUGCUGGGAGCAUUUCAGCUAAUGCAACACUGACAGUACUAGAAACACCAUCAUUUUUGCGGCCCUUGCUAGACCGAACAGUAACGAAAGGUGAAACUGCAGUCUUGCAAUGCAUUGCUGGUGGUAGCCCUCCGCCUCGGUUGAACUGGACUAAGGAUGACAGCCCGUUGGUGGUAACAGAAAGGCACUUCUUCGCUGCAGGCAACCAGUUACUGAUUAUUGUGGACACAGACAUUGAAGAUGCUGGGAAAUACACUUGUGAAAUGUCUAAUACGCUUGGAACAGAGAGAGGCAACAUUCGUCUAAAUGUAAUUCCCACUCCCACCUGUGAUUCGCCUCAAAACAUUGCUCCAUCAUUGGAUGAUGAUGGAUGGGCCACAGUUGGCGUAGUGAUCAUAGCAGUGGUUUGCUGUGUGGUGGGCACUUCCCUUGUGUGGGUGGUCAUCAUAUACCACACAAGGAGAAGAAAUGAAGAUUGCAGCAUCACAAAUACAGAUGAGACAAACUUGCCUGCUGACAUUCCAAGUUACCUGUCAUCCCAGGGAACAUUAGCUGAAAGGCAGGAUGGGUCAUCAGAAAAUGGAAGUCAUCAUCAGUUCAUAACUUCUUCAAUGGGGGGAUAUUUUUUACAGCAGAGAGAUAGUAAUGGCAUUUGUCAUCUAGAUAAUGGCAGUGAAACAGACCUGGAGGUUGUUACAGAUCCAUUCUUAUGCCACUAUCUGGGGACUUCAGGGACUGUAUAUUUAAAAGGGAAUGCUUAUGGCUCUGACGCUUUUGAAGCAUACCAUACAAGCUGCAGCCCUGACCAAAGAACAGUGUGCAUGGACCCAUGUGACUCUAGUUACUUAAAGAAAAAGGAAUGCUAUCCAUAUUCACCUGGAACAUUAUCACAUUCACCAGAAGAUCCCUUUGACCAGUAUGUUGGCAGCAUUGGAAUGCAGGCUACAAGUAGCAAAUUGCUUAACUCUACUUACACGCCAAAUGAAGGAAUUGGAGUGAAAAGCUUGAGUCUAAACUCAGACAUCUUUGAUUUGAACAGAAAUCAGGAAUCAUCCUCUAUUACCACUAGUAGCACUUUCAUGGGAACAUUUGGAAAGUCUCUAUGGAGGCCUCAACUGGACUCUUUUUCGAGCUGUAGGCUGCCAGCAAGUUGUCAACCAAAAACCUUCCAUAAUAAUAAUUCUCAAGCCUCUUUGGACUUUGAUUCAGAGGCAGAGGAAGAUAGAAAGGACAGGACGGUUUCUCAUGAGGAAAACAGCAUUUGUACUUACAAACAGGCCUUUGAAAACUUUAGGACUCCUACUUUCCAGUCUUACGACCUGAACACAUAGCUGCUUUUGGAAUGGCCGUUGAUUGAUGGAACCAAAGAAAUAUUUUUGACAUACUACCUCAAUGUGGAGCUUUAUUUAAAAGGGGCGGGGGGGGGGGAAUCCAUGUUUUUAAUGGAGCUAUGAAAUCAGAAAGAAUGGAUACAUUUUUAUACAGAUAAAACAUAAUUGCCAAAGUGUUAUAAAAUUUUAUACAGGGAACACAUUCCUUAGAGAAGUACUAUAUUUCUAAUUAUUUUAUAGCUUUGUUUUAUGCAAAUGGUAUCUCCUGUAAAUUAAUGAUGUAAAUAAUACUAUGUAUAUUUCCUGUCAGACUUCAUUUUAUUGAAAUGAGUACUAAAGCAUCCUAAACUUGUACCAAUAUCUGUACCUUUUUAUGAAUGGACGUUCCAUGCUGUUUGCAGGUACCAUGCAUCUUAUUUGCACAUCACUUUUAAUAAAAUAUGCUGCCUUGUGGUCUUGAGACACAGUAGAGUAUGAAGAAUGCAAGGUGGAGGUAUGUUGAUAGAAAUUGAAAAUG